AGCCAGCCAACUCUGUUUUUUAUUUGUUUUUGUUAACCAGGCAAGCAAACGAGAAGAUUUCAGCUAUUUCCUCAACCUAAGAUGUGUCUGUAACAGCAGUUAAACCAGCAAAAAUUGCCAAUCAAGACUGUUUUCCUCAACAAUUCCUUGGGCACUGUCCGGCCUUUUGGCAAAUGCUUCACUUUCGGUCAGUGAAGGAAAACUCGUCUUCACUGUUGCUUGGAGCUGUAGUAUGAUUCGCCAGGCAGAUUGCUAAAAUAACUUUGUUUGCUCUUUCUUGCAACUGACCGGAGGGAAAAAACCCAAAUUACAUUAUAGUUCAUUGUCGAAUGAUCCUGGUGCUCGGAUCCCUGUAUCCGAGCUGAUUAUUCUGCAUUUUUGUAUAUUUAUUUUAAAAAAAUGAAGGUUGCAGUGUUGGACUUGGGAACCAUAUUUGCAAAGAUCUUCACGACCUCUGGUUCUCCUGUGGUACAUCCAGCUGGUUCUUCAAGCAGCGGGUCCCCAGCCUCUCCGCGUGGUCCACUGCUCUCUGUGUCUUCAUCUAAAGCAACACUCUUCACGUCUUCCCUGUUCAAUGCCUCAGGGAAAGCCUCAGUGCUGGCUGGGGCGGCCUCUGGUCCCGAGUACUCAGCCGUGUUGAAAGUGUGCAGCGCCUCUCCGCUUCCCUCGGCCAGUGGGGCGAGAGCGGCCGGGCUGAGCAGUGGGGCUGCAAACCAGACGCCGCUACGACCGCCGCCGCCGCCGAGCUCCAGCUCCAGCUCCAGCCCGGUCGGACCAGGAGCUGCGAAAACCGCGCAAGCUCACAGUGGCGGAGGCGGCAGCGGCAGCAUCAGCAUCGGCAUCGGCGGCAGCGCUGCGAUGGGCAGCGCGGGAAGGUCUUCCGGACACGUCGCGGACAAUAUUAGCUGGAACCCGCCCAACAAACAGUAUCCCUUCGCUUUACCCGACAUCGGCGAAGAGUGGCUCACGGACACCGAGUCAGUGGAAGGUAGCAACGAAAAGAAAGGUUUAUCAAAAGGAAACACUGACUAUCUUCCUGAGAAAACAAGCGAUUCUCUUCCAACUAAUUUCACAAAUCGUGUCCAAGGAGCAAUUCAUAGUUACAACAGUAGUGAAUCCAUUGCAUCAGAAUCGUCUGCUGGCCAUAGUCCUCCAACAGACCUUAACAAUUCCUGGUUUGGAAUUCAAAGCUAUACGACAAGCCUGUCCACUGAAUGUAGUUCAGUGUACUCCUGGAGAGAUGAUGAAUUUGACAAAGCAAACACGCAGACAGUGCAUCAACUUUUCUGGGAAAUCGAUGAGAUGCUGUUUGAGGGAAAGGUGAGCAGUCGUACUGAAAGCAUUCAAACUGAGUGUCGAGAAUGGACAGAACGUUCGCCCCAGCUUAGGAUAUUGGGAACCCAACUCUUGCUGCCAAAAGAUGAAGGUUUCCAGCAUUUCCAGAGCAGAGGAAACAGCUCGAUGGUAACUAGAACGUUACCUAGUUCCUGUGAAAGCACCAGCGAUGUGAAAGAGCUUAGCCUCUCAGGAGUACGUCUGCUUCCUACACACUCUCCCUUCAACAGCUCAAACUCCACAAUGAGUUCCCUUGACUCGGAUUGCUCUGUUUUCUCAUUCCUAGAAGAGGAGAUUUAUGAUGUGGAUGGUAAAAUUGAGGAGUAUUUUGCAUACGACAGUAAAGAAUGUAUUAGCGAAGAUGAGAGUUUAGAACAAAAGAAAGAUCAAGUUGCUCUGAGGAGAAAUAAACGGGGCAUUCCUCCCAUUUCUCCCAAUGCCUGCAUUAAAGAUGCUGUAUCUGCAGAGAUAUUUAAUGAUAUCUGGCGAGAUGUGAUUGAUGUAUUGGAAGAGCUAAUCAGGAAACACUGGCAAAACAACAUUUCAGGUGAGACAAAGCAAGCAGCAACCAUGCAGAGUUCAAUAAUGAGUAAACUGCCUCACAUCAACGACUCGCGAUUCAUUCUAACAAACUAUAGCGUUCCACCAUCAAGAGGUUCUGAGGCACGAUUCUUGGCACUAGGUACCUCCUCCUUCCAUUCUCAGGCUCAUCGUAUGGCAAACUCUUCUCGUAAUAAUUUAAAUGGUGUCAUGACGAUUCAAGCCAAGCCGCUUCAACAGAGACACGUGGGAUUUACUGAAAAAGCACAAUGUGACCAAGAUGACAAACAGCUAAGUACGGGCUCUGGUGUUUUGUCUACUGCAAGAAAUCGUGUGGGACGGACUGCGGAACACAGCGUUCUUUCAGCAUCCCGCAUCAUUCAGGCAUCUGCAAGAAAGACGGUGACACAACGAAAGCUGCCAUCACUUAGUUCAGAACUGCUAAAAUUGAAAGCCGCCAAUGUCUACAGUGAUGAGAUUCUUCGGGGAACUAAAUUUACAAAUGCUUCUGCAACUUACAAGAGCUCUCAACAUGUUGAAGUAAUUGCAAAAGCCCACAGUGCUGCAAGGCAUCAGGCAUAUCAGCCCUUCACACUAAAGAGACAUUCUGGAUUAGAUCAACUCUCUUCUCCUUCAGCACAAACAACUCGUCAUAACCAAUUACCACCUAUUAAUUCAGAUUCGGCAGAAAUGCACUUUCCCAUGCCUGUAUCAAGACAACUGAGAGGAAGAUUUCCACAUAGCCGAGUGUCAAGUGCAGUUGGAGAAGGCUCAGGCCGUCGGCCUCUCAGGGAGAGACCAAUUGCUUUGGACACAUCUUCAAGGCCAAAUACAACGCACACAUUUCGGUCUGAUACGCCUUUCAAGAGGUCGUUUACACCUAUGGACUAUGCCAGCCAAGCACGAUUAGGGCGGGCUUCCUUUACAGAUCGUGCUGGUAUUGGUGUGACUGGCAUCAGCUUAGGAAUUUCUGCCUCUAGUUCCAAUUAUCACACUGAUUUCGUACAUCAUCAUCACCACUUGUCAAACCAGCCACCCGCAGAAGGAGAUGAGGAAGAAUAUCGAACAAUGUGGGGACCACAAGUACAUCUCCAGUCCAAAACCUUCAACCGAUUUCCAACAAAUUCAAAAAAGCGAUCGCAGGUGGUUUCGUAGGUACAGUAAGUCCACUGACUGGAGAAAUGAGACUACAGAGGUGACAAAGACAAUGUGAGGUCACAGACAACACUUGGAAGACACCCGACUUAAAGAAAACAAGAUGAAAAUCCAAAGAGUUUGAAGUGAAAAGACUUGCUUCAAUGAUCCUCAAUGGUUUCAAACAAUUAAUAAUACACAGAGUAUUAGUUGUCUUCCUAUUAAUUAAUAUCCAUUAAGCAAACUAUGCAACCAAAGCAUUUUUUUUACAGGAACUCUCCAGGCAAUUUGUCAGGACUUUAGGUAAUUCACUCUGGGAUUGUAGCAUUUGCAGAUAUCCUAUUGGAAAACCUGACUCCAUAGGUAGAGGACAGGAUUGGUGUUGGGGUAGCGUGUGGGGUUGGUCUGUUACACCCGGGCAACUGCCUGAGCUUGCACAUACUGAGCGGCAGGAAACUCAAUCCUCUGACAUGAGAAGCUAGCUCCACACUGCCUUACAUCUUUUUUUUUGUGACCCUUUCAUUGGUUCUAAUAUACUGUUAAUACCUCAAUAGGUAACCUACAGAAAGGCAGCUAGUUAGUACAUCAUGUGUUAACUAAAACAGAAUAGUUAUUGUUGAAACUUUAUGCUUAUUGAAUGCAAUGUGAGCAAACUAAAAGGAAAUAUUUAGUUUGUAGUUAAGCUACAGAAAUGCAUUUUUUCCCUUUUUUUGACGAAUACAACAUGUUGUAGAUUAUCAGUAUGCAAAGACAAAUUUAUGGCAUGCAUUUGCCAUUUUUCUCAAAUUUCACUGAGGCUACAUGAGUUUUAUUUUAUUUAUAUUAUUUAUAAAUGAAAAAUAUGUUUCUAAGGUAUUUUAAUAAUGUCUUGCACAUUUCAUUCCCAAAUGUAUUUAAUAUUACGUAAUCUAUUUAUUGUAUAUUGUAUUCAAAUACUCUAUGCAAUGGCAACAACGGAGCUCGUAAACACUGGAAGCCAAUAAUCUUUCCCUGUAAUUUGUUCAAAUUUUAUCAUGUUGUGAUUGAAUGGUGGAUUCAAAUUUUAAAUUGAUCACUCAAUCCUAAUUCAUUAGGCCAAAUCUUACUGAAGAAGGGCAUCUUGCUCAAAGUGCUUUCAAUUAGGAAUCAUAUUUUCCUAUGGUGAAGAUAAAUGGACAAUUGUUAUUCUAUGUUCGUUCUUCUGGGUGAGAUGCUAACUGCGUUUCGUUGUCUCUGUACUGUACACUGCACAAUGACAAUAAAGAUUUCAUCUGAAUCUGAAUCUGACAAUUAAUGGGCGAGCUAGCUUAAAAAAGAGAAAUGCCAAGGAUGAGAUGCUAUUUGUACAAAGUAAUAUAAAUCAAUCACCAAGAAUUGGGAAUGUGCAACAGCAUAUUUUCAAUUUUCUCAACAGGUUGGCUGAUUUGUGUACUAAUAUCUGCAUCAGUUUGUUUUAUUCUUGUUCAACUUUGUUUAAUUUUCCAGAAAGAUUUGGCCCAUGAUUUAAAAAAGAGAUGGUGAAGUGAGGAUCAACUGUUUUUUGUAAUUGGUCGAGACAAGUUUUGAUUGUGUUUUGAAGCAUUAAUUUGCCAAAUUUAGUUUGGAACUGUGCGCGUGUACAGUGAUUUUAAAAUGUACAGUUUGUGAUAUUGGCAGAUGAAUAUUUAAUUCAUUUGUAUGAUAUUCCUCUGCUACUUAUUUUAGUUGAGUAUUUCCAUUGCCUCUGUUGAAGCAGAACACCUUUCACAGAAAUUACAGUAUGAUUUUUUUAAGUGUCUUUACCAUCAUUGUAAACUCUGACCACCAUUGUAAUCUCUGACUAAUACUGUUUGGAUUUUAUGGUGAGUCAUAAAAUAUGUUUUUAUAGAUACAAAAUAAUUUUGUUAUUUCAGAAAUCUUUCUUUGAUUCUUUGUGUAAAUAAACAAUGUUUCUUGAUCCAAUAAGAA
Messenger RNA from Amblyraja radiata (thorny skate), 4935 nucleotides. It is a transcript of the gene fam149a, whose product is annotated as family with sequence similarity 149 member A. NCBI's taxonomy places the organism in Eukaryota, Metazoa, Chordata, Chondrichthyes, Rajiformes, Rajidae. The coding region runs from base 400 to 3030 and encodes 876 amino acids. The transcript is spliced from 16 exons. The record is from RefSeq and is a predicted model, not a curated record.